AUGGCUGGGAAAUAUCAGGUAAAUAAAGUUAAACAUUUGGUUUGUAUUUUUGAACAAAACAACGUAAAAUCAAAAAAGGAGAAAAGAAGUUCUGAAUUGACAGUAGUUUCAAGAAGCAGUGCGGAAGCAGUUCUAUGUGACCAUUGUCUGUUUGGAAAAACAGAACAAGAAGCUGAUGGAUUUUGUAAGACGUGCCUAGAAUAUCUAUGUAAAAGAUGCGUUCAAGAACACGUAAAGGCAAAGCUGACAAGGGAGCAUUCUUUAAUCAGAAACAAUAUUCCAAAAGAAGAUGCUGAAGUUUUAAGAAGAAUGAAAACAAUGGUCUUCUGCAUUGAGCACCCCGGGCAAACAAUUGCUUACCACUGCCAAGAGCAUGAUGAAUAUACUUGCUACUUGUGUAAGGAGAAUAAUCACAAAGAAUGCAAAGCCACAUCUCUAAUUCGGUCAGGCCAAUCUAACUCUGAUGGAACGAGCAGUAUCUUUGAAAGAUUAUACACAACGAGAGACAAGGUACGUUCGUUAAAGGAUGUAAAGGAAACACGCAUUAAAAGUCUUUUACAAGAAAAGCACCAAAUCCAAAGAGAGCAACAUGGUUAUUUUCAGGAAUUAUCAGAAUCAAUUGCUGAAUGUGUAAAGAGGGAAAAUUCAAAGUGUGAAGAGUUGGUUGGAACAAUGGUAAAAGAUAGUACGAACAAAGUGAAUGAGUGUGAAAAAAUUGAAGAGAAUGACAUAUGCCAAAAAGAGAUGCUAGAAGCAGCGAUACAAUACUGCAGCGAUGAUAAUUUGGCUCUUAUUACAAGGAUGAUUGAAAGAAAAAUGGAUACGCUUGAAGGAAAAAUCAAUUGUUUAGAACAGGAAGGCAGUGCUCAGAUCCGUUUCUGUAAAAAUGAUUCUUUGUUAGAUAAUUUAUCUGUAGGAACAGUGACUGUAUUACACAAUAAAAGUGAUACAUCUUCGCGAGAGCAAGUUGAACUAGCGAGUGACGAAGUAGAAAUAGCGAGUCUCGAAGAAGACAUAAGGAAUGACGAAGUAGAAAUAAUACAAACUGUAGACCGAACAUAUGUACCACAUACAGGAGUGGCAAGUUACGUUUCUCAACGCAGGACUGACAUAGAUUGCAAUAUAAGACUAGGCGAUGACUACCAUACAUGUUCAGUGUGGGGCUUGGUUGUUUUUCCAGACGGACGUUUGGUUUUGAUUGACAACGCAAAUCUUAAAAUGAAACUGUUCACAAAGAAAUUUAACUUUGUAUGCGCCGAACCAGUACAAGACCACCCUACAAGCAUUUGCUACCUAGGGAGAGAUAUUGUUGCUGUUGCUUUUGGAAAAUCAACACAUAUCUACACUUAUUUUAUUGGGGCACAAUCAAUAUAUCCAUACAGGACUUUAAAAACAGACGGGUUUUUCUGCCGAGGACUUGCGUUUUAUAGGGACAACGCUGUUGCGGCAAUUGUGUCAAAUAGAGACAUAUUGAGGACAGUUCAAGCGGAUGACGACGUUAAAGUACACGUUUUUUAUUUAAGGACGUCAUGUACACAAAUCAUAAGGUAUUUCGAAUCAGUAGAAGGAAAUGACUUGUGGUUUAGAGAUCCUAAGGUUUGCAGGUAA
This is a messenger RNA of Mercenaria mercenaria, 1608 nucleotides long. RefSeq lists its product as uncharacterized. The transcript has a single exon. Lineage: Eukaryota; Metazoa; Mollusca; Bivalvia; Venerida; Veneridae. Gene Ontology annotation, molecular function: zinc ion binding. The record is from RefSeq and is a predicted model, not a curated record. Bases 1 to 1608 code for a protein of 535 amino acids.